Pyrenophora tritici-repentis Pt-1C-BFP is the source of this 1188-nucleotide messenger RNA. RefSeq lists its product as uncharacterized. Lineage: Eukaryota; Fungi; Ascomycota; Dothideomycetes; Pleosporales; Pleosporaceae. Gene Ontology annotation, molecular function: protein binding. The record is from RefSeq and is a predicted model, not a curated record.
AUGUCCAUGCCCGUACUACACGAACAUCUUCAGUCUGGAUCCAAGAUCAAGGAACUCCCUGGCCACCUCGACGCCAUCACAGCCAUGGACUUUGAUGCGCCGUGGGGCAUGAUGGUCACAGCAGCACUGGACGACACCGUCCGUGUGUGGGAUCUAAGUGCUGGCCGAUGCAUAGGUAUGCUCGAGGGCCAUCUAUCUUCGGUGCGAUGCUUGCAGGUUGAGGAAAAUAUUGUGGCAACGGGCUCAAUGGACGCUUCGAUACGGCUGUGGGAUCUGAGCAAAGCGGAAUACGCACCCCACGAUAACAGGAUCAACAAGCAAGAAGAAGAAAGCGAUGAUGGCCUCGCAUUUGAGAACUCGGAAGAUGCGCCCCCUGCGCCCCCCUCGACUAGCAUGCGAGACUGUCCAAUGUUCUCUCUCGAAUCACACGUAGAUGAAGUUACGGCGCUGCACUUCCGCGGCGACACUUUGGUUUCUGGCUCCGCUGACAAGACCCUGCGGCAAUGGGAUCUGGUCAAGGGCCGAUGUGUGCAGACACUCGACGUACUCUGGGCAGCCGCCCAAGCAACAGCUUCCAACAACACAAACACGACAUGGCGACAGACUGGACGCUCUUCCGACACCUCUGCCGACUUUGUAGGCGCUAUCCAGGUUUUCGAUGCCGCACUUGCGUGUGGUACUGCAGACGGUAUGGUACGACUAUGGGAUCUACGAAGUGGACAAGUACACAGAAGUCUUGUUGGCCACACAGGUCCUGUCACUGCCCUGCAAUUCGAUGACGUCCACCUUGUCACCGGUAGCGCCGACCGGAGCAUUCGCAUCUGGGAUCUCCGAACCGGUGCCAUCGCAGACGCCUACGCUUACGACCAUCCCGUCACCAGCAUGAUGUUCGAUACACGCCGCAUUGUCUCUGCUGCCGGCGUAGACGUUGUCAAGGUUUACGACAAGAUGGACGGACGUCACUGGGACUGUGGUCCUGGAGCUGACAAGGAAGACACGUCGACGCAUUCUAUCAUCGAGCAUGUUAGGAUAAAAGAUGGAUAUCUCGUCGAGGGACGCAGGAAUGGAACAGUUGGUGUGUGGUCGUGUUAGGGAGCCGUUGGUAACAGAUGAGUGGGUGUUGUAUAUACGAAAUGGUGGGGCACACAUUCAUAGCCAGUCAUGGAAAUGGCAAAGUUCGUUGUACUA